Molecule: messenger RNA, 1288 nt
Organism: Lathyrus oleraceus (garden pea)
Lineage: Eukaryota; Viridiplantae; Streptophyta; Magnoliopsida; Fabales; Fabaceae
Product: hypersensitive-induced response protein 4
Exons: 5
Coding region: 213-1094 (293 amino acids)
Source: RefSeq, a predicted model, not a curated record
UAAAUAUCAUCAUACCUAAGAUGAUAAGUAAGUAGGUAUAUAUAACUAAUUAAUUUUUUGUACCAAUCUCUCUCGUGUAGGAUUCAAAUCCACAUAACUCUUAUACACACAUCACUACAUAUUGACAUUUUAUAUAGCAAUAACAACGACAAAAAAAAAAGCGGUGUUGUUUGUUUAGAUUAUUAUUAUCAAUCGAUCGAAGAAAAUUCAGAAUGGGGAAUACGUUCUGUUUAUUCUGUGGCUGUGUCGAACAGUCUAGCGUCGGCGUUGUUGAACAGUGGGGUCGUUUUCACCGAGUGGCUCAACCUGGUUUCCAGUUCUUCAACCCCCUCGCCGGUGAAUGUCUCGCUGGUAUUCUCUCCACUCGUAUCGCUUCCCUCGACGUCAAAAUCGAAACCAAAACCAAGGAUAAUGUUUUUGUGCAGUUGUUGUGUUCGAUUCAAUACCGCGUGGUUAAGGAAAGUGCUGAUGAUGCUUUUUAUGAGUUGCAAAACCCUCAGGAACAGAUCCAGGCUUAUGUUUUUGAUGUCACUCGUGCUAUUGUUCCGAAGAUGAAUUUGGAUGAGUUGUUUGAGCAAAAAGGUGAGGUUGCAAAAGGUGUCAUGGAAGAACUUGGAAAGGUGAUGGGAGAAUAUGGAUAUAGCAUAGAGCACAUACUGAUGGUUGAUAUUAUACCCGAUCCUUCUGUGCGGAGGGCGAUGAAUGAGAUCAAUGCAGCUCAAAGGUUGCUACUUGCUAGUGAAUUCAAAGGAGAAGCUGAUAAAGUGGUUAUAGUUAAAAAGGCGGAAGCAGAAGCUGAAUCAAAGUAUUUAGGCGGGGUUGGUGUUGCAAGACAGCGUCAAGCUAUCACGGACGGUUUAAGAGAGAACAUCUUGGAAUUCUCUACCAAGGUAGAAGGAACUUCAGCAAAGGAAGUGAUGGAUCUUAUCAUGAUUACUCAGUACUUUGACACAAUCAAAGAACUUGGGAACUCUUCAAAGAAUACCACAGUUUUUAUACCUCAUGGACCUGGCCAUGUUAGGGAUAUUAGUAAUCAAAUACGCAAUGGAAUGAUGGAAGCAUCAUGUGCUCAAGUAACUGAUGAUGUUGAGUGAUUUUAAGUUGUAAAUUUAUAUGUUUGAGUUGGUACUAAUACAAUUCAUUGGUAUUUAUAGGAACUUAUUUAUUUCCCAGUGUAUUAAAAAUAUAGUUUUGUUUAUUUGGAACUUAUUUAUUAAUAUAUGUAAAACUGUCAAAACAAUAUAUAAUAAAAAAUAAAUGAAUGUCAGGAUAAUAGGUAUUUCAGUUA